Messenger RNA from Patella vulgata (common limpet), 6038 nucleotides. Its product is annotated as guanylate cyclase soluble subunit alpha-2. Gene Ontology annotation, molecular function: guanylate cyclase activity; heme binding. The record is from RefSeq and is a predicted model, not a curated record. NCBI's taxonomy places the organism in Eukaryota, Metazoa, Mollusca, Gastropoda, Patellidae. Gene Ontology annotation, biological process: response to oxygen levels; cGMP biosynthetic process. Gene Ontology annotation, cellular component: guanylate cyclase complex, soluble. The transcript has 10 exons. The coding region runs from base 373 to 2535 and encodes 720 amino acids.
AGUCCCAGUAAGUUAAGCGAGUCUUGAUAUCACGACCAAACGGUAUAUCGGUAAAACUCUGCCAACGGUUAAAGACCGCGACUAUAGUACUUCAUAGCUAUAUAAACUACGGUAAAAGCCAAUCUUUUACACACAGUAAGCAGGAAAAGCUUAGCGUAUAUAUAAAAGCAACAACACAGAAAAUCACUCGUAGUGAAUUUAGCCGUUAAAGGGUUUGGUCGUGUAAUCGCUUCCCGUGUUGGGUGUCGAACGUGUAAAGUAUUUCAAUAGGAGUUUAAUGUUUUAUACAACCAAUCAACCAUGCGUAUUUAACAGCGAAAUUUGACGGGAUUCACAACUUUAUUUGGUUUUAGUUCACAAGAUUCAACCAUCAUGAGUUGUCCUUUCGCUAAAGACUAUUUGGAACGGGAGAGGAAACUUUUGAUUUCUGAUACGGACAAUGUGCGGAAAAAGGACUCCACGGACAGUUCGGCGUCUACGUCAACGGGGCGUUCUUCGGACGGACAUAAGGAUAGUUCCAGUGACGAAUCUCCACGUAGUCGUAAGAUAAGUAACAUCUCUACAUGUUCCUCUGCCGGAUCUGAAGAGACCAGUGACGGGGGGACGGAGGAACGUAAAAUUGAUGUUACUGGGAUGCUAGAAGCUGUUGGAACACUUAUAUUACCGUCGGAAGGUUUUAUAUAUAAAUCUAUACAGUAUCUACUGACUAAAGAAAGUUUAAAUGAAUUUAGUCAACAACCAAGCUAUCCUGCCGAUAGAUUUAACGUAUCUUUUAGCGAUUCUGGUUUACGUCAUCGAACUUUAGAAGAUGAAGAAUUUACAUCUCUUACUACUGCAUGUGCCAACAUAUCAAAAACCGAAAUAGAAAUAUUUCUGAGGUCUUUAGGAAGAGAAUAUUUCAAACUGGUAUUCGAGGAGUACGGAAAGUGUUUGCGCAUGCUCGGCAGUAACAUGAUGGAGUUAUUCAGUAACUUGGACGGAUUACAGGAAUUGUUGAAAACGCAGCCAAAAUUUGAAGGCGUUCAUUUACCAUCAUUUCGUUGUGAGUACGAAAAAAAUAAAAUUCAGCUGCACUACUACUCGCCGCGGAGGAGGAUAUUAGCGUUUGUGGCAGGAAUAAUUGAAUCUGUGGCCAGUGUUUUGUUUUCGUUAGAAGUUGAAAUCCAAAUUUCUGGUAGUUUGAACCAGACGUCCCAACAUCAUAUCUUCUACAUCGGCACGUGCACAAAUAACAACAAUAAUCACUGUAAAAUGUGUUCGAACCAAGAAACUCUUUCAAGCGAACCGUCCAAUAGUAAAAUAGGAGUGGCUACAUUCUGUAAAUCUUUCCCUUUUCACGUCAUCUUUGACGACCAAUUAAAUAUCAUCCAAUUAGGAACAGCUUUACUUAAAAUGAUUGGACCUCACAUUGCUGCACAUGGAAGACAAAUUGCUACAUAUUUCGAAAUCGGAAGACCUCAGGUGAAAAUGAGUUUUUCUGCCAUCUUGUCACGUGUCAAUUCUAGCUUUAUUCUCAGGACCAAAUCGUUAUCAACAAGUUCCAGAAAUGUGGUACAUAAUAUGGAACUAAAGGGACAGAUGUUACAUCUGCAAGAGACAAAUACAUUGUUAUAUCUGGGUUCUCCAAGUGUGGAGAAGUUAGAUGAGUUGAUAGGUAAAGGUAUAUAUAUAUCUGAUAUACCUAUACAUGAUGCUACUAGAGAUGUUAUACUCGUGGGAGAACAGACAAAGGCACAGGAUGGUCUGAAAAAACGCAUGGUUUCCCUGAAACAAAGCAUUGAACUGGCAACGAAAGCUGUCGAAGAAGAGAAGAAGAAGAACGUUGAGUUACUGAAAGAUAUAUUUCCAAGUGACAUCGCUCAAAAGCUAUGGAGGGAUGAAGCCGUUGAGCCGAUGAAAGUUGAUGAUGUGACAAUGUUAUUUAGUGAUAUUGUUGGAUUUACGGCUAUCUGUGCCACAUGUACACCCAUGCAGGUUGUCAACAUGCUCAACUCACUCUACACACAUUUUGAUACAUCGUGUGGCAUCAUUGAUGUUUAUAAGAUUGAGACAAUCGGAGAUGCAUAUUGUGUAGCUGGUGGUUUGCAUAAGGCCAGUGAUUACCAUGCCCACCAAAUAGCCUGGAUGGGUCUCAAAAUGAUGGAAGCGGCUAAAAAUGAGAAAUCACAUGAUGGUAACAUGAUCAAAAUGCGUAUUGGAAUCCACACGGGUCCUGUUCUAGCUGGGGUAGUUGGGAGAAAGAUGCCUCGAUAUUGUUUGUUUGGUAAUAAUGUUACUCUGGCCAACAAGUUUGAAUCUGGUAGUGAACCAUUACGAAUCCAUCUCAGUCCUACAUCAUAUGACUUAAUUAAGACUAUGCCUGGUUUUAGUUUUACUGCUCGUGGUCUAGAAGCUUUACCUGACGGCUAUCCCGAAGAGUCCCGUAGUAUUCCAUACUUUUUAGACGAUUAUCACCACCCUGAUGCUCCAGCUGAAGAUGGCGUUGACUACAUACAGCUGGCUAUAGACAAAUAUCUGGUAGAUAAAGAAGAAUAAUCGUCUUAAACUUAGAUUACAAUUGGUUGUAUGGUCGUAUUCACGUAGGAUUUUAUUAAUCAAUAAUACACCAAUCAAAUUUACUUUACCUCGCAAGGAAAGUUCCAAAUAAACUACUCUUUACCUUGUAAGGAAAGUGCCAGAGAAACUGCACUUUGCCUUAUAAGAAAAGUAUAAGAAAAACUACUCUACCUUAUUUAAGGAAAGUGUCAGAGAAACUGCACUUAACCUUAUAAGGAAAGUAUAAAAAAAAACUACUCUUUAUCUUAUAAGGAAAGUGUCAGAGAAACUACUCUUUACCUUAUAUAAAAGCAAAAUCUCAAUGAAAUGCCAACUGAUUGGCCACAGUCAGUUGCCGAUCAUGUGGUUGUUGCUGGUACUCUACACCAUUCACUGACGUCUGAUGUAUGGCGAAAUAAUGAGAAAUAAUUCUCAAACUUAAAGACAAGACAUGAUUAUUUAAAAUGGCCACAGUUAUUAGCAACGAGAACAACCGACCGUGCGAAAAAGAUUUUAAAAAUGACAUUGCCAAAGUGAGUGUUUAGUGCUUUAAUUAACUGAUCAGUCUGCUAAUUAAUUGAUUAUCACUAAUUGAUUGCAGCACUGAUUAAUCUGUGAUAAAUUUGACCUAUUUAUUAGCCCCCCCCCCUUCCAUUUAACCCAUUAGUAAUUAUGUGAUUGUUUUCUCGUAUAUAAAGAUUUAAGAUGUAUACAUUGUGUAUAUAAUAAUAACCAUAUUUAUAUAGUGCAUAUUCUUUAUGUUGGUUUAAAUCCUGCUCGAAGCACAUUUGAAUUCAUUACAAUUAUGUGUAUGUUAAAGCAUAUAAUCUACCAAGGUUUUAUACGACACUUGAAGACAGAUAACAAUGGCGAAAACCGUAACACAAUCAGGAAGAGAAUUCCAUAAAGUUGCCUGCUGAGAUAAAACAAAAAAGAGACUGGGCAAUCAGGAAUCUUCUCCUUUUUUUCAGAAUAAUAUUUGUAUUCAGAGUCAGAAGCAGUGAACUGAAAUUUGAUAUCACGAUUGCUCAGACAGGGUCAUCUACAUUUCAGGGUCGUAUUUUUUAAGAAUUGGUUUUUUUUGCCACAUCUAUUAGCAUCCUCUCUUAUCGAAAUCAAUUUAAGUAAGUAUUUCUAUGGAGUGUGUUUCCAAAUUUUGAUGGUUUAAACAUGAAUUUAAACUUAUCCUUUACAUUGAAUGUGUCUGUCAAUUUUUUUUUUUUUUUUGUAUUUUGAUGGUGAGCCUGUCCUUUUAUGUUAUAGAUACAAAUUUAUAUAUGUUUAUAUUAAUAAUUAUAUGUAUUUAUCAGAUUGCCAAUUAUGGUUAUUUUUACCAAAUAUGGUUAUUUUUACCAAAUAUGGUUAUUUUUUACCAAAUAUGGUUACUUUUACCAAUUAAUUAACAUAAUCAGUUUUAAUGUAUAUUAUAAACUGCUUUAAUAUUUAAAUUUGGUUAAUCCAUAUGAUCAUAAUAAUCCAGCAUUUGAACCAUUUUGAUGUUUUGUAAGUAUUCCAUUCUGAUACUUAAUUAUUCUAUUUGUAUUUUAUGCAUACCACAAUUCUCAUGUAAUCAAAUCAAAAAAUAGUUUACUUAUAGAUAUAUUGUAAUUAAAUAAUACUGUUCUCCUUGUAAUUAAAAAAUACUGUUCUCCUUGUUAUUAAAAAAUACUGUUCUCCUUGUAAUUAAAAAUUACUUUUCUCCCUUGUAAUUUGUUGUAUUAAAUCUCUUAUACAUAAUUGUAUUAUACAUUUGCACAACGUAUUGUAUUUAUGAAUCAAUUAAAUAUAUAAUACAUUUGUAUAUUUGAAAUACAUAUCACUGGAACACAUUUUUUAAAAAUCAUAAUUAUUUAUAUAUUCGUUAUCUAUGGUUCAUUUCACUAAUGUAUACAUAUACAAUUAAGUAAGGACUCACACGCUGCUAUGAAUAACUAUUUAAGUUUAUAGUUCAUAAUUAUUGUAUUUUACAUCUAUUUCCCAUUUCACAAAUGUGUACAAUGUAUUAUUAAUUAAUCCCGUGUAAUUAUAUUUUAUGUCUCUGGCGAGUUUCACGAAUGUGUACACAUGUAAUUAAUUAAAUAAUCCUAUUGUUAUAUUCUACAAGUGUAAUAAACACAUUAACACAUAUUUACUAAUAUAUUUAUGGUUUGGCCUACUUUAAAGUUAAAAUGUGAUUUUUCGAACUAAAGGGAUGAAAUGGAGUUUUAUGUCACGUCAGCUCCAACUGGGCUAUAUUGCGCCAAAUUUCCGAUGUAAAGAGACUGUUUAUAUUCAUUGUUGAGUCAAUUGUAGAAAUAAAUCCAUUUCCCACCCAGUAUAGAGAUCGCGCCACUAUUAAGGCCAAUUUAUAACGUACCCACAACUGGUCUUAAUCGCAGGAUUUCACGGUAUUAUUUUAUUCCAUUAUUUAGGCCGACCCGAGUAUCUGGGGCCUGUUUCACGAAAUUUUAACUACGAUAAAAACCAAAUUUUAAUAAUUUGAUUGGAUAAUAUUAGGCGGAUUUUUGUGCUUAUAGCCAAUCAAAAUUGAAGUAUCUACUAAAAUUUGGAUUUUAUCUUAAGUUAAGAUUUCGAGAAACAGGGCCCUGGUCUUAAUUAGCGGGAUUUCACUUUAUUGUAAUAUUAUCCACUAUUUUAUUUCGGUCCAUUAUUUAAGGACGUGCAUGUUUGAUGUUUAACGAAGCCUCUGAUCUCGGCCAAAAAGACGCAUUUUUGGCAUUUGGCCGUUUUUGGCAACUGGGCGAAACGAACCCACUGGCAAUUUCUUCUCACCUUAAUUAAAGUAGGCCUACCUUUAUAAAAUAUGUAUUCUGAUGUAUGUAGGCUCCGCCAAUUCGAUUAAAAUCGACAUAAAUCUUAGAAUGCUUGCCGUGGGAGAUCGAUUGCGCCGGUGGACUGCGAAGUCACAAUUGCAAGAUGGCUGCGAUCUCAGUUCUGAUUCAUAUAUUAGACUCGUUCUUGUUUUUCUAAGACCCAAAAUGAUAAUAUAAUAAGUAAAGAAGCGUGUUUUAUAUAACUUAUAUUAUAUAACUAAUUUAUGCUUGUUUUAAUAAUCCAACGCGAGACAUUAUUGAUACUUCACGAGGUUAGACCGAGUGUUGUUUUAAUAUAUACGCAUUGUCUUGCUCGAGGCAGUUAAAUAACUUGAAAUACCGACACUAUCCCGCACGUGCAUUUCAAAGAAAUCGUCACGCGAGUCCAAUAUUACAUCUAUUAUAAAUUAUUGUACGAUUGGCACGUUGUCCGUACCAUUAUUUGAAAAAUUGGUACGCCAACAUCUGUAUUUUAUUGUGAAUUAAUUUAAAUAAUAAAGCCUAUAUAUGAAUGUAAGCAUAUUUAUGAUUCUAUAAUAUGUUAUGAUAUUUAUUUUUAUUAUUUAUUGCAAUGAAUAGCACUAGAAGUGUCUGUAUGGUAAAUAAUGAAACUGUAAUUUAUUACAUAAUAAUUGUUAUAAGAUAAAAUAAUGACAGCACUGAAUAAAACGAAUAAAAUUGACGACAGUA